Messenger RNA from Clunio marinus, 1330 nucleotides. NCBI's taxonomy places the organism in Eukaryota, Metazoa, Arthropoda, Insecta, Diptera, Chironomidae. The record is from the annotation of a GenBank genome assembly.
UUCUCCCACCCCAAAACAUCAAAAUCAUAAUCUCUAAAUAUAAUGUUUUUUUAAUUUUAGCCUUAGUUUGAUGUAUUAAAUAGAAGAUUGAAAUUUCUAGAGAAAGAUAUAUCAAAAGUUCACAACAUUGCGCAUUAAUUUUUCUUUUAAAUAUUUUGGUUUGCUGAGAAAUACAAAAUCAAAGAACGACCGCACCCAACAUAAACAUCGUUGAAAUAAUUCAGUUUAUUAUUAAAAAGUCUCUUCCUAAAAAUCAAAGAUGAAUUAUGGAAGAAAAACACCAUCAUCAUACCGAUCGAAUCAUUCGGUACACUCUCAUGCAACUACUGGGAGAUCAGGGCUUUCGAGGUCAACUAAGUCACUAAGGAUUCCCUGGUAUCAAAGACCAUUAGUUAAAAACAAUCAGUACAUUAACAUUCAGAAAGGUGCCAUCAUAAUGGGAACACUUUCAAUUUUUAUUGCACUUUUCACUAUUGGAUUUGGAAUUUUUGACUUGUACUGUUAUUCAAUGGCAGCUCCAGGAUCAACUCAUUAUGGCUAUUAUAUCAUCUCCUAUGAGUUUGUUUAUGUUGGGAACAACCACGUUAGAAAUGUUUUGGUGGUCUUUGCACUAUUUUCGGUACUAGCGGCUGCUGUUAUAUUUGUUACCAGCAUAAUGUUGAUUGUGGCAUUACGAAAGGAAUAUGAAUCGAAAGUCGUUCCAUGGUUGUGGAGCUACGGAGCUUUCCUCGGAUUCCGUUUCUUUGCAUUUUUAUUCUUCGCGAUUGUCAACGAUUUGAUCUUUUUCUAUAAUAUCGCAAUGACAAUGCUGUGGAUUAUUAUUAUUGCUGUCUCGAUUUACGGCUGGCUUGUCGUAUAUUCAUUGUAUCUUGAACUCUCUAAUUUGACGAAACUCGAAGAUUUAGCGCAUUUAAGGAUGGGAACGAUGCAGUCUCUGAAUGCAUCAGCAAUGCAAUCGCUGGCGGGAUCUCGUCCCACAACUCCGCAUAGCACCGUCUCUACAAUGCCAGUCUCAUCGAUCCAUUAAAAAUUCAAACAAAUAUUUUGCACAGAAAAAUGAAAACGUCCGUAGAGAAUCUCACAACAUAUUAAAAUUAAGAAUUUAUGAAAAGACAAGAAGAGAGAAUAUCAAACAAAAUUCCGUCCAAAAAGGAAAAUUUAUUUGUAAAAGUAGUAAAAUAGUUUUAUAAGAAUUUACAACUGUAAGAUGUCAGGCUCUGCCGUUCUUUGUAACAGAAAUCAUCUGGUGACUUACAAAUUUAAUGCCUUCUACUCUCAUGUAACUCAUCAUUGUUUAAAAACAAAAUAAACAAGAAGAAUUUUAAUUAUA